AUGAUGCGCUCUUCGAUUUGUGGUGCGGGCGCUGACUGGUCACUUCUUCUCCUCAUCUUCUAUUUUGUUGGAAAUUCACAAUCAACUUCUUCUUUUCUGGCAUGGCAAAAAGCCAGCAGUCAGCAAAUUGAAGCAGCAAGAAUCAUUGGUUUUCGAGCCCGAUAUGUCUACACGCAGGCCAUCAAAUCUGAAGGAUUGACAGCAAAAGAUAGAAAACUUCUAUAUCUUGAUGGACUUCAAAAAUGUAACUCGAUUGAUGAUGAAUUGAUUUCUGGAAUUGAUAAGAAUGUUGUAAGACGAAGCUAUAGGAAGUCGGAUUCUGAUGUUUUAGAGAAGACGGGACUCAACAAGUUCUUCGCCGCUUUUGUAACUCUUCCUCCAGUUGAAAUGAAAAAAGUUGUGAAUUUCGCCUGUGCAAAACAUGAGCAACAACUCGAAUGUGGAUUACAAUAUGAAGGAGAAGAGAGAACAAAACAAAGAAUUGCAGAGCUUAUGGAGGAUGGAGGGAAUAAGCAAAUGUUUGAACAUGAAUGUGUCGAUGAAGAUUAUGCAACAAGAGUUUAUCCUUGUCUUGGAAGGACAGAAAACUGGAUUGGAGCAUGUGAAAAGGAAAUAUCAGAAUACUCCGUUCUUCGAGAAAAAGUGAAUAAUAAAAUCAACUCGGUCUAUAACUCAGCUAUCCAAACUGUCAAAUCGAUGAAAGAAAAUCGGGAGCAAGUCUUCACUGACACUAUGAAAUUCAUCAAUUAUGCAGAAGGGUCAAAAUGUCUUUCGUUUAAAAAGAUGCGAAUCUGUCUCCUUCAACAACUGGUUACUGUAUGUGGAGUGGAGACCGCCCGUGCAUUGAAUACAUCUCUUUCAGUUGGUUAUUUGACAACUGAGAGAUCUCCUCGACUUCAAUUGGAUUUCGACAAUUUCUCAUAUCCAGCUCAUCCAUUUUGUGAAAAGUUGUAG
Caenorhabditis remanei is the source of this 954-nucleotide messenger RNA. RefSeq lists its product as uncharacterized. Lineage: Eukaryota; Metazoa; Nematoda; Chromadorea; Rhabditida; Rhabditidae. The record is from RefSeq and is a predicted model, not a curated record. The transcript has 7 exons. The coding region runs from base 1 to 954 and encodes 317 amino acids.